UCCACCUAGAGCUAAAGUGUAGAAGAACGAUGUCCUAAGUAUGAUGAUAGGAAAAUCAUCGACACGACCAAGCCCCACCGUGAACAUCCCCGCGUGGGAUCCAUCAAACGAUCCGGCAGAUAACUUCCCGGCCGUUUCCUAUAACUGCAAUGCACCGUGUAGUCCUUGUCCCGUUGAUUACUUGGCGGCACUCCACCGUUACCUUCCGUCGAACGAUCUCGAACCCGACGUCUUCUACGACGACUCCGACGUGCCGGUCGUCGAUGCGUUCUCGUGCGACCAUUUCCGUAUGUACGAGUUCAAGGUGAGGAGGUGCGCACGUGCCAGGUCACAUGACUGGACCGACUGUCCGUACGCUCAUCCGGGGGAGAAGGCUCGGAGGAGGGAUCCGAGGAAGUUCCAUUACGCCGGAUCGGCUUGCCCCGAUUUCCGGAAGGGGAGCUGUAAGAUAGGCGACUCGUGUGAGUUCGCUCAUGGCGUUUUCGAGUGUUGGCUCCACCCGACUCGUUACCGGACUCAGCCGUGCAAAGACGGUACUGGUUGUAAACGACGGGUUUGCUUUUUCGCUCACACGCCGGAGCAGCUUCGGGUCUUGCCGAAGCAGAGCUCGAGAGGGAAUGGAUCCGGUUCCGGGUCUUACCGUUUAGACCACGUUUCUUCACCAACUUCCAUUUUGGCUCCACCUCCAUUUUCUCCUCCCUCCAAGUCACCGCCCAUGUCGCCGAGUGACUCAUCGGUAACUGAACUCACGACUUCGAUACGUAAUCUACAGCUAGGUAAGUCGAAAAUGGGAUCCGCAUGUUUCCGGGGCAUUCCUAUGGGAUCAUGUUUCGUUUCUCCAAGGAACUCCAUGCUCCGACUCGGGUCUCCUUCCACACCGACUCGGGGACUCAGUAAUCCGUUGGAGGAGGAACCUGCAAUGGAGCGAGUGGAAUCAGGGAGAGACUUGAGGGCAAGGAUGUACGCUAAGCUGAGCGAGGAUAAUUCUCUCGACCCCCUGGAUCCUACCGGAUCGGGUCCUGAUGUUGGUUGGGUAUCGGAGUUGGUUGGAUAUUGAUGCUGGAUAAUUUGCGUGGUAAAUAGAAAAA
Molecule: messenger RNA, 1088 nt
Organism: Hibiscus syriacus
Lineage: Eukaryota; Viridiplantae; Streptophyta; Magnoliopsida; Malvales; Malvaceae
Product: zinc finger CCCH domain-containing protein 23-like
Exons: 1
Coding region: 41-1057 (338 amino acids)
Molecular function (GO): metal ion binding
Source: RefSeq, a predicted model, not a curated record